GUGCCAUCACAGCGCCUCUAGGUGGGAAAUAGUUCCGAGGGCGGAGGUGAGUGCUGUGUUAUGGGGCUAGGGAAGCAUGGCGGCGUGUACCGCUCCACCGGGGCAGGAUACACCGAGACUAGUGUGUGACCCAGAAGUGUGCUAAGCCCUGAGCAUUCCUUCAUUCCCUGCUAGCAAACCGUAAUGUUCCAUGUAUUAUAGCUAGUGAUACAUCACAUGGUGCAGGAAGUGAAGGCAGUACAGCUUGUCCUGCUAGCAGCCUCUAUCUGAUUAAUUGACAGCUGCUGUUAUUAUUAUAGAACAUGGCAGAUUGGAUUCCUGGGUGUAUUGCUCUGAUAUUCGGUAGUUCUUGGAAAUGAACAUUCAUGAAAGAUUAUUUUUUUUCAUGUUAACAAAGCAUUUUGAAUGUGAAUUUAAAACAAGUCGCUGUAGUUAUGUGAUGUAAAGGGACAUCUCAGGUCAUAUUGCGCUCUAAUAUGAACAAAAAUAAUAUAUCUAUAUUGCUUUUGAUUUAAUUCAUCAGAAUUUAGAGCUUCCUGCAACGAGUUCUGCCCAAUCUAGGAAGUUUCUGGCAACUUAUUCUAGCUGUAGAGUUUGUUUUAAAUAGCAGAUAUUUUAAAAAAAACUUUCAGCCACAGUUUACUUUACAAACUCUCUCUCUCCCUCCUCUUUUUGUGAUAAUAGGUUGAAACGCCUUUGUGAGGUUUCCUGUUGCCAAAAUGGAAGUUUUCCAUUCCGUGAAGGAGAGGACAAUAGCAGAAAACAGCAUGGUCAUACUUCUUCAGGGACUUCACGGAUAUGUCACCACUGUUGAUCUCAGAGAUGAAAGCACAGCCAGAGGUACAAUCACCAAUGUGGAUGCUUUCAUGAACAUUCGAUUGGCUAACGUAACCUAUAAGGACCGACAAGGGAAAGAGGCCAAGCUGGAUGAUCUGUUUGUUACAGGGCGCAAUGUACGUUACGUACACAUUCCAGAGGAAGUAGAUAUCAUCCGAACUAUUGAAGAGCAGUUACAGAAGAUUCAGAGUAUUCGUGGCUUUGGUGGAAAGGGAAGAAAAGAGUUUCCUACAAGGAAGUCAAAAUGAGCAUCAGUUUAGAAGAAACACAUAUUCCAGUGUUAUAUUAUUAUAUUUGUGUAAAGAUGCUAACAUGAAUUCUACUGCAAAAUGUUACUUAACUAUAAGACCAAAUAGUACCCUUUUUUUUUGUGCCAGCUACAGUGACUUUUUCUUUUCCUUUUUUCACAUGCUCAUAGAACUAUUUAAGCCAUAAUUUAAAAUGCCAAUGAAAUGCAUUGGAUUUAUACUAAAGUAUAUUGUGUGUGUGUGUGUGUGUGUGUGUAUGUAUGUAUGUGUAUAUGUGUGUGUGUGUGUGUGUGUGUGUGUGUAUAUAUAUAUAUAUAUAUAUAUCUCUAUCUCUUUUUGGAAACUGAUAUUCCCCACAUACAGUCUGGACCAUAUGACCUUAAAGGAAAAUUAUAGCAUUAGGAAUACAAACCUGCAUUACUAAUGCUAUAGUGACCCUGUCCCUUUUUAGACAAGUCCUUCCCCCUCUUUUCUCCAGUGCUGAGACUCCAUUGGAUCUGCUGCCGCUCUGCCUACUCAUUGUGGGAGGAGUUGCAACCCAGGCAUUUGUCCAGUGCAAUGUUGGAAGACAGCCACUAAAGGUGUAUUUAAAGGGAAACUAUAGUUCCUCUGUAUCUUUACAAAACAGCAUAAAACCUGGACGUGGGGGGGUUACUGUUCUACUUGUGAGACAUCCAUGAACACAAUUUAGUGUAUUAGAGCAGUAAAACGUAUUAUGCUGAUGAUAUCAGUAAAAUGGCAGGGUUUUUUUUUGUGAAAAAUGCAAAAAACAUAUGAAUGCUAACUUUGGUCAGGGUUUGUGACUAUGUGGCUACUAAAAAAGACUGGACAUAACCCAUUUGAAUACCCUGGGUUGUAUACUUUUGCAAAUGGUAUGCCAUGAUGUGGGUAAUUUUCAUUCCUGGACUGCCAUACGUUCUCAAAUUCAACAUAGACCCAGCAAACCAAUCUAGUAAAUUUCAAUGUGUAAAAACUGAAAAGGGGGAAAGCCCUGUAUUUGACCCUGUAACUUUACAAAACCCCAUAAAAUCUGUACGGGGGGGUACUGUUGUUCUCAUGAGACAUCGCUGAACACAAAUGUGUGUUUAAUUGCAGUAAAAGCAAACAGUAUUAUGAUAUUCACAGUUAAAAUGUCAUGCAGAACUUGGCAAAUAACACUUUUUUUUUCAUUUUUAUCACAGUUUUUUAGAUUUUAUUUAUAUUUUUUUAUUCUAUCCAUUUAUGUAUAGUAAAAAGUGACAUUCCAAUGAAUACAUAUAGGAAGCAAGGUACAACAAUCAAUGCAAGUGCAUGGUACUAAUUCAACAUUGCAAGUAACAAGUGGAGUCUUCCAAAGGUGGUUUCAUAUGUAUUGUACAAAUACAAGAGUUCGAUGAAGUACUGGUGUGUGUGUGCCAACUAGUAGCACUAUUAAAAUGUGCAUGAUGGUUUUGUCCCAUAAAGAAUUUUGCUCUUGGGUAGGUGUAAGCAUGAGACUCUCAAUAUUAAGUCUGGUGUGGGGGGGGUUGCUUUUAUAUUCGUGAGUUAAUUUUUAGGUUGAAAUCUGCGUAUUGUAUACAAAUAGUAAGUAUCUGUGGUAAAGGGAGGGGGAUGUAUGGAGCAAGAAUGGAAUGGGGUUAAAACAUAAGACACAGUAGCCACGGCUUUCUUUUGUAUUAUACCCUAAGCUUGACAAUCUUGACAAAGUGUGGAGCUUAAGACAAGCUCCACCUCCUUUUUCAAGAUAGUGGCUUAAGCUCCACCUGUUGUCAAAAUUGUCAAGCAUAGGAAAAAUACAUAAGACAAAGCCGUGGCUACGGUGUCUUAUGUUUUUAAAGAGAAGUAGACCAGAAAAGAAGUAAUGUUUUUGAGAAACUGGUUUACCUUGCAGGGUUAAAUGGGCACUAGAGGUGCUUCUGCUGCACCAUGUAAAACCUGUUCACCUAAUGCACAUGCUGCAAAGUAAGGCAUUGAUUCAGUUACAGAGGUACCCCCCCUUUUUUCCAAUAAACAUUACAAAAAAGAAAAACGCUUUUUACUUACCUUUUUUCUAGAUUCCCUUAGCACUGCUUACCUCUUCUCUUCCUGCCACGUCAUGCCUCUUCCACAAUAGCUCAGUACCAUGCUCCUUAUAGAGGAGCAUUGGGGACUUGAUGUGCAUGCACAGUCAUUCAAGCUUCCACCAUAGGAAAAGUUUGGAUGAAUGCUUUCCUGUGGGGCUUCCACAUCAAGUGACAAGUGAGUUUUAUUUGCUCAGUGCCACGGAAGAAGACUGCAAUGUUUUGCAUUGCAGAGUUUAAAGAACAGAGCCAGGGGUCCUAUAAAAGAAAACCGAGCAUAUUGUGGAAGAAAAAAAAUAUUUAUGGGGCUACGUGUAUCAGGAUCUGUAUGUUUAAUUUCUCUUAAAAUUGUGUAGGUUAUAUGUCACUUUUUUUAAAAUUUCCAAAGCUGUGCAGAAGUGAAGAACCAUUACAUCCUUUCAAAAAGCAAAACAAGGCUUUACUCUUUAAGUUAGUAUUACCUCUAGAGUGAUAUGGAUGCCGUGAACUGGAGAACAUAUUGCUUGUAAACACUGUUACUUGCCAGCAUGCAUAAGGUCUUGCGUCUGACUUACCCGUGUUUUUUGUUCCAAUCUGGGCACCCGGAGUUCUUGGCUAGGGCUCCUCAUUGAGAAAUGUAAUGUAUGUGCCAGAAGUGUCUGCCAAUACAGACCUCACUGCUUCUGUGCAAAUUGAACCUGUAGUUUCUCUUCCAAAACUACAGCUCAACUAACAAGUGGUGUUGGAUGCUAAACCUGUUGUGCUUUGCGAUAACUAUCUACAUUUUGAUAUAUACCGUGUACAGGUGUAUUUUAUAUGUAUAGCUUUACUAGUUGCAGCUUAACUUUGAAGGGGUGAUGUUAACAGGUUUUAUUUUUAUUAAAUUGACAGAAUGUCUGGGCAUAGAGAACUGAUACACAUGGACACUAUUCCAUUUAAAGGAACACUUUGUUGUUUCUUUGUCGUUGUCCCCAGCACCAUUUAAUCAAUAUUUAUCUAUGGGAGAUUGGAUGUCUGCAUGCAUAGUCAAACUCAGUGAAACAGCAGGAAGCGCCUCAAGUGGCUGUCGAGUAGACAGCCAUUAGAGGCAGACUUAACUCUGCAAUAUAAACAUUGUAGUUUCUAUGAAACUGAAAUGUAUUAGACUGUAAGGUUAAGGGGACAGGUAUAGUGCAUCCAGACCUCUUCAAUGAGAUGAAGUUGUCUUGGUGACUAUAGAGUCCCUUUAGCCACACUAGAGGGAAACUAGUGGGAAAAGGUUUAAGAAAUAAAAUGCAAGGAUGAAGAGAGACAAGAAUGAAAGUUCCCAGUUUCCUUGCCCCAGUAAAUGCUGCUGUAUUGUUUAUUUAAGUGAAGAGUGCACCAAAGUUAGACAGACAUUAUAGUCACCCAGACUACUUCAUGUCAUUAAAGUGGUCUCGGUGCAUUCCAAGUCCCACUUCUGAGAAACUACAGUAAUUAUAUUGCAGGACUAAGAUUGCUCCUGUGAUUGUCAAUUAGACAGCCACUAGAGGCACUUCCUGCUUGCUAACUGACUUUUAGGUCUCCUGACGCUGGGCGUUCUCACUUUCUGCAUGAGGACAUCUAGCGUCAGCUAUAUCCCCAUAGGAAAGCAUUGAAAAAAUGCUUUCCUAUGGGAAGGGCCUAAAGCGUUUUGCAGCUCUCGACGCUCAGGCACAUUAGCCUCCGUCCCCCUGUUGGAUGAUGUAGGAGGAGACUCAGCGCCAACCCAUCACUGAGGGACAUCGGCGAUGAAAUUGUGUAAAUUAAUAAAUACAUUUUUUUUACCCUUUAGCUGCUUGUGGAGGAGUGGGGGGUGUGAUGGGCAGGGGACCAGAGGGCUCUAUAGUGUAAGGAAUACAGAUUUUUAUCGAAUUCCUUUAAUAAGUUAAAUCACACUUAUCGCACAGGGAUUAAAAUUAAUUAAUGCCCUGUUUACCUCGACAGCUUGGCAUAUAAUAUGCAUUUAAAAAGCACAAUUUGUUCUUUUGAACAAGUUCAGUGAAAUUACAGUUUGCUUUUAAUGGUGUGUGAAAUAUCUAUUAACUGCCUAAAACAAGCCUGUAAUCCUAAUGAAAUAUUCCCCACAGACAGAAACACACAUUAAAGGGACAUGAUAGGCAUCCUGACCACUUUACGUCAUUGAAGUGGUCUUGGUGAAGUGUCCCUGUCCCCUUUAGCCUUGCAAUGUGAAACAUUGCAUUGCUAAGACUGCCUCUGAUGGCUGUGUAUCAAUCACUAGAGGCAUUUCAUGAAGUUUAAUGCUGGACUACCUUACACUUUGCAUGAAGCAAAACCCCAUAGGAAAGCAUUGAUUUAAUGCUUUUCUAUGGGGAGGCCUAAUGUGCAUGCAGCAUUCACCAUGAAUGCGCAAUAGGUCCUCCCCAUCAGCGGAGCAAGAAUGCAACCCAACGCAGAGAAACCUCGGGGGCAAACAGACACUUUAGAUACAUCUAAAUACAUCUUUGUAUUUCUAACACUAAAGUGUUUCUUUGGUGCAGAUAAUUACACAUUUAUACUUAAUAUACACAGAUGCAGUGAAGGCUUAACUCAGCCUAAAGGUGGCUGUCCGGCUAUUCCUUCUUUUAUAUUGCACAGCAGAGAUGAACAUGAGGCAGUUGCACAGGACUCUUACUUCAGGGUUAAACCAUUCACAAAUAGUUUACUUCCUGAAGGUAAAAAGACCUGCCCCCAAUAACAGCUUCAAUAUGUUUAAAGGGACACGCUGGACACCAGUACAACUUUUAUGCUUUUGGUUUUGGAUUCAAUAAUAUGCUGUAUUUGUUACAAUCAGAAAUCUUUAUAGUUGUGCACAAAAAUAAAGUUUUUCAGAAUGCACCACCAGAAGCCUGUGCCCUCCUUGCUCACUUACUCCAGAAAGGAUUCCUUAUCAAAUGUAUGCAAACAGUUUAUAGUUCAGCCUGUAAUAGCCUUGAGUUUCCCUUUAAAGCUGCUAGUGACUCUGAUUGUCCCUUUAAGUUGUUAUGAGGGCGGGUGUGUUUCUAAGCUUUUAACGCACG
Messenger RNA from Pelobates cultripes (western spadefoot toad), 6123 nucleotides. NCBI's taxonomy places the organism in Eukaryota, Metazoa, Chordata, Amphibia, Anura, Pelobatidae. The record is from the annotation of a GenBank genome assembly.